This is a messenger RNA of Folsomia candida, 2520 nucleotides long. Its product is annotated as sodium-dependent nutrient amino acid transporter 1. The coding region runs from base 267 to 2156 and encodes 629 amino acids. The record is from RefSeq and is a predicted model, not a curated record. Gene Ontology annotation, biological process: sodium ion transmembrane transport. Gene Ontology annotation, cellular component: membrane. The transcript has 18 exons. Gene Ontology annotation, molecular function: L-amino acid transmembrane transporter activity. NCBI's taxonomy places the organism in Eukaryota, Metazoa, Arthropoda, Collembola, Entomobryomorpha, Isotomidae.
UAUUGCCAUUUGCAGUUGUCUGUGCACCAUCGUCAGUGUUUUGUCUAAAUUGAACUCGUAUAUCAAAUCGUUCUACAAAAUCAUACACCUUCCGUGCAUCAUUAAUGGAUUACAUUUAAAGCGCACACACAAAACCUGAACAAAGACGCAUUCUCAUAAUUUCGGAUUUGUGUCAGUGUGUUGUUGUACUUGUUGCAAAUAAGUGAAAACAAUUUGCAAACCACAGAUAUUGAAUAAAUAAAACGGGUUCCUAACCAGUUUUUAAAAUGCCUAGAGACAAGUACAGCAUAAGCGAAGUGGAAAAUGGGAAUGGAAAUGUUAAUCAAGCCUUUGAGUACGAUGGUCCUCACCAAAAUAACAACACCACGACGUCGACGCAGCUCAAUGUACGUGGACAGUUGACCUCAACGGUGGUACAAGGACCAUCGGAUCCAAGGGAGGAGUGGGACAGCCCUCUCGAGUUCCUUUUAUCAUGCAUAGCAAUGUCUGUAGGAUUAGGAAACAUAUGGCGAUUUCCAUACAUAGCCUUUGUGAACGGGGGUGGGGCAUUUCUGAUUCCAUAUCUUAUCGUCCUGUUCUUGAUCGGCAAGCCGAUGUACUUCUUGGAAAUGGCAAUGGGUCAAUUUUCUUCACAGGGACAGGUCAAAGUAUGGAAAAUGUCGCCGUUUUUCAAAGGGGUUGGAUACGCCUCGGCAUUUGGCACAGCUUGCGUUUGCAGCUAUUAUUGCAGUUUAAUGGCUAUUACAAUCUUUUACUUUUUCCAAUCCUUCCAAUCGGAGCUCCCUUGGUCAGUCUGCAAUCCAGAAUGGGAAAUAUCCCACAACCUGACCUGUGGACCGAAUCAUACCGUGAUUGGUUCCAAUAAAAGUUUACCUGAACUUUAUUUUAAGAUUGACGUACUUCGAGAGAUUGACAGUAUUGACGACGGCAUAGGUCUACCCGAGUGGCGUCUUAGUUUGUGUCUCCUGGCUUCGUGGGCCAUAAUUUUGUUUUCUUUAAUAAAAGGAGUGAAGAGCGCUGGAAAAGUUGCCUACUUCACUAGCCUGUUUCCAUAUUUUGUGCUGAUUAUUCUGCUCAUACGAGGAUUGACAUUGCCAGGAGCGACUACCGGAAUUUCGUACUUUUUUAGUCCGCAAUGGGAAAAAUUACUGGACCCUUCGGUUUGGGCAGCCGCAGUGACUCAGUGUUUCUUCAGUCUCUCCACCGGAUUUGGACCCAUAAUCAUGUUCAGUUCGUAUAACAAAUUUUCGCACAAUGUGUACCGAGAUGCAAUGAUAAUCAGCAUCAUGGACACUUUGACGAGCAUUUUAGCAGGAGUUACAAUUUUUUCUGUUCUUGGGAACCUAGCGUACGAAUUGGGUAAAGAAAUUGAAGACGUUGCGUCGGCAGGACCUGGGCUGGCGUUCGUAUCAUAUCCAGAAGCAAUCAGCAAGUUUCAGUUUGUCCCACAACUAUUCGCCGUACUGUUCUUCUUGAUGCUUUUCACACUCGGAGUUGGAAGUGCCACUUCGCUUACCAACGCUAUUAUAACUGUUAUCCAUGAUCAGUUUAGCAGUAUUGAGAAAAAGUGGAUAACAACAGUCGUUUGCAUAGUAGGUUUCUUCUCCGGCCUAAUCUAUGUCACCCCUGGAGGUCAAUUCAUGUUAGAAUUGGUGGACACAUUUGGGGCUGGAUUUAUAAUUUUCAUUGUCGCUCUUCUUGAAAUGAUCGGAUUUGUCUGGAUAUACGGGUUGAACAACCUUGUGCGCGAUAUCGAAUUCAUGCUGAAUAUAAAAAUCAGUUGGUACUGGAAAUUCUGCUGGUCAAUUUUCAUCCCGGUCAGCUUGUCGGUCAUUUUCAUUCAAGCUACGAUCAAGAGUGCUUCGAGUACUCUGAAGUACAACGGUGCCAGUUUCCCUCCAGAAGCUGUUGUUUGCGGAUGGAUGAUUGCUGCAGUGGCCUUAUUGAUCUUACCGGUCGCAGCGUUACAUUCCGUUUGGACGAGAAAAGCAGGUUCACUGGAUGAGAAAUUUAUGGAAUCAUUCCGCCCGACGUCGGAAUGGGGUCCGAAAGAUCCAAAAAUCCGUGAAAGCUGGUUGCGAACUCCUCCUGGUAAAAGUGCUGUAGUAGAAUUGAAAGAAAUGUAUCACACAAUUAAGAAACGAACAGUUAAAUAAUUUGAAAAUUCCAUUAUGUGCACAAAUUUGUGUUAGUACCAAAUAGGAUUUUGUAUUGAACAAUUUUUAUUUUGAAUCACGACUACUCAGAAUCUUUGAGCCUUCGUUAAUGUUUAAAUGACACAAUUUUAACAUUUGAUGGAUUACAUAUGUAGGUAUUUGAUGAUAUACUUUUUAACCCAUAAAAUGAUAUGAAAUGUUGACUGACUGUGAUAAAGUAUGCAUAUUCGUAAGCAACUCGGUUAUUUUGUAUAUAGAUAAAUGUUUUGACUAAUUGUUAAAUAAUUUUACUUACAUAUUUAUCGAAAAAAGUAACCUCAUAAUCUGUAAGAAAAUAAAUUGGUGAAUAUUCAACACACAAUAA